CAUGACAAGCUGGAAUGGGCAGUGCCAUGGGCCUGUGAGUAACAGCUGAACACUUGUAAAGAAGACUGGGGUCUGGACUGGCCACGGGGCUUGCACUUUGAAGGCACAAUACGUUUUCAAGCCACUCCGGGAGAGGGAGCCAGCAACGACAACACAAUCAGCGCAGCCAAGGAGACCGGUUAAAAACUUUCCCCCAAAUUCCCGACUCAGAGAGGGGGAGAAAAGAAGGGGAGAAGUGCCAAACAAAAGCAUUCUUAGCUUUCAAGCAAAACAAUAACUUUGGGAAAAUAAUUUACUUCAAAUACAAAUUCAAUGAGAUUAGGCGUAACGGAACGCGUCUCCAGCAAGAAUCCGCUACUUUUAUUCAACAUUCUGAAUACUUAAAACCACGGAUUGAGUGCUGCAGCAACACUGAAUGAAACAAAGUUUCGUAAAAAAAAAACAGAAUGGAAACGAAAAUGCGAAUCACGUGGGCACUUCUUCCACUUGGUUUUCUACUUCACUGUACUCAUGCUGAUCCAACACAAACAACCUUUAUCUCUUCAACUCUCUACAAGCCUCUAACUUCAGAGGUCAACAUAUCCACUAUCCACACCCCUGUUUCUGAUCCAGACCCCAACUACACAAAAAAUGACAUUUCCACCCAUUCAGUUACCUCCUCCAGUCUAAUCAAUGGGACCGGGACUACACUAACCAGCCUUACCGUACCAAGUGGGACCGCGCUGAGCACCUCUACCGCUGGGAGGUCCAGUGGUAAUGUGGAGUCCACCACCAUGACUACUACUGGACUGGACUCCACUAGCUCCACCGGAACCGACACCCAGACUACCACUAGCUCCACCAGAACCGACACCCAGACCACCACUCGCUCCACCGGAACCCACACCACCGCGCAAUUCACUAGCUCCUCAGGAACCCUCACCCAGACCCCCACUAGCUCCACCGGAACCGACGCCCAGAACACCACUAGCUCCACCGGAACCGACGCACAGAUCAUCACUAGCUCCACCGGAACCCACACCACCGCGCAAUUCACUAGCUCCUCAGGAACCCUCACCCAGACCACCACUAGCUCCGCCGGAACGCCUCACUCCACUGCAGUCACACCGGUGGGUGGGCGACAUACUCCAAUCCUUACAACCCCAUGGUCAAGGUCGUCCUCUCCAUCCCAGCAACCUUCCACAUCCAGCCCUGUGGGUUCGGGAAGCAGUGUUGCUAUCACCACAACCCGUGCACAGGGAGGAAUGGUGUUAACAACCAUGGCUGAGACUACAACCACGACGGCCACUACCACAAGUCCUCCCAAGAGCUUUAUGUUUGUCAUGUCCAAAAGAAAUGAAGAGAAUCAUGAGAACAAGGACCUGGAGGCGCUGUGUCGACACCUGAUGUCUCAAAUGCACGACGCUAACUGUACUCUGGCUGCGAGAGAGAACAACGGACAAACCACCGUUGACAGCGUGGUAAUUACCGGCAAAGUGGACAACGCUGUCGUCCAGCAAUACUAUGAGGAAAUCACCAGAAAACAAAGUGACAACAUGACCCUGAUUGCCAUUUUGGCGUCCUGCGGAGCUCUGCUGGCCAUGAUUGUAGGCUUCGCCCUCUACGCCGCAUACCACCGCAAGUCCUAUCGGAAGAACCACCAACAACACCUGACAGAGGAGAUGCAGACGGUGGAGAACGGUUACCACGACAACCCCACGUUGGAGGUGAUGGAGGUGCAGCAGGAGAUGCAGGAGAAGAAGGUGGCCCUGAAUGGAGAGUUCAACGACAGCUGGAUUGUCCCCAUCGACAACCUGCUCAAAGAAGACAUGCCAGAUGAGGAGGACACUCACCUGUAGAGGGGGACCGGAACAGACAGGGGUGCUACUAUAUUCCCUCGACCAACUGACUCUCCCUUCCCUGCACCGUUACAAGGGCCCUGUUUAGUAGAGGGUUCUAGCUCCCAACGUUGCAGGUAGAAAUGUAUUCUAUAUAGAAUGUAUACAACCUUAAAUAAUGGGAUUUGAGAAAUCACACAAUUGUGACAGUUCUAUGCAAUGCAUUUCUAUCCGCAACACUUUUAAUGUUCCUCCCCAUUGAACCAGACCCAAGGCAACAACACACAGACACCACCUGACAAAUCUGGAGAAAAUAACACCCAGAGGAUGACAGGUUCUGGAAACCCAUCCGGCCUAAACGGGUGUCUGAGUCCCAUCGCUGUGACCAUGGAAAUGUAACAGGCCAUUUGGAGAAUACUACACCAAUCAACAUUGUGCCUAGUUUUAGGAGAUAUUCAAUAAAUAUUUGGGAAAUGUAACUCUCAAACAUACACAAUCCCAUUUUAAGCGCCAUUGAGUGUUUAAGGUACUUGAUGUACCGCUACAUAGUUAUUGAUUUAAUUGGGAAAACCAAACACUCAAACCACCAAUAUUUCAGGGUGGAGUGUAUGAACUAAAAUCUGCAUGUUCUUUAUGCUGUAAUCAAUGUAAUCCACAAAAGUGCAUUGAAUUGUACACUUGAGCACCUGUACAUAGUAUUUUCUUAUAUUUUCAGAGAAAAUGGAAGCUGAAACUUUGUAAUACUGUAACACUACUUGCCUUUAUGGUUAAAUCUCAAUAGUAUUGAUUUAAAGAAAAUGACCUCAGGAUAAAGUGAAAUAAUCAUCCUGGUGAUUGAAUUAAACUACUAGUGAAUCUCAGCUCUGACGACCUGGCAGUGGCUGCUGUAUAGAAGCCAUGUACUGGUGAAACAACAGGGUCCCUGGAGACACUGCUGGGACAGGAGCUUCUACAGAUAUCAAGGGGAAAAACACUGUAAAUAGUCAUUUGAAAGUUCUAAAGAAUUUUACUUUGGGCCGGUUUCCUGGACAUAGAUAAAGCCUUGGACUUUAGAGCCCUUUCAACUAGGCUUUUUAGUCUAGUGUAACGGAUGUGAAACGGCUAGCUUAGUUAGCGGUGUGCGCUAAAUAGCGUUUCAAUCGGUUACGUCACUUGCUCUGAGACCUUGAAGUACUAGUUCCCCUUGCUCUGCAAGGGCUGCGGCUCUUGUGGAGCGAUGGGUAACGAUGCUUCGUGGAUAACUGUUGUUGAUGUGUGCAGAGGGUCCCUGGUUCGCGCCCGGGUAUGGGCGAGGGGACGGUUUAAAAUUGUACUGUUGCACUAGGACUGGGGUUACUCUAUCAGGGAGGCUGGACCCUAAAGAUACAGUUGAAGUUUACAUACACUUAGGUUGGAGUCAUUAAAACUAAUUUUUCAACCACUUCACAAAUGUCUUGUUAACAAACUAUAGUUUUGGCAAGUCGGUUAGGACAUCUACUUUGUGCAUGACACAAGUAAUUUUUCCAACAAUUGUUUAGACAGAUAAUUUCACUGUAUCACAAUUUCAGUGGGUCAGAAGUUAACAAAAUUCCAGAAUUGUGUCAUGGCUUUAGAAGCUUCUGAUAGGCUAAUUGACAUCAUUGGAGUCAAUUGAAGGUUUACCUGUGGAUGUAUUUCAUAGCCGACCUAGAAACUCAGUGCCUCUUUGCUUGACAUCAUGGGGGAAAUCAAAAGAAAUCAGCCACAAGUCUGGUUCAUCCUUGGGAGCAAUUUCCAAAUGCCUGAAGGUACCACAUUCAUCUGUACAAACUAUAGUACACAAGUAAAAACACCAUGGGACCACGCAGCCGUCAUACCACUCAAGAAGGAGACACGUUGUCUCCUAGAGAUGAACGUACUUUGGUGCGAAAAUGACCUAUAUCUACAGUAAAACGAGUCCAAUAUCGACAUAACCCGAAAGGCCACUCAGCAAGGAAGAAAGAAGCCACUGCUCCAAAACCACCAUAAAAAAAGCCAGACUACAGUUAGCAACUGCACAUUGGGAAAAAUAUUGUACUUUUUGGAGAAAUGUCCUCUGGUCUGAUGAAACAAAAAUAGAACUGUUUGGCCAUAAUGACCAUUGUUAUGUUUGGAGGAAAAAGAGGCUUGCAAGCCAAAGAACACCAUCCCAACCAUGAAGCACAGGGGUGGCAGCAUCAUGUUGUGGGGGUGCUUUGCUGCAGGAGGGUCUGGUGCACUUCACAAAAUAGAUGGCAUCACGAGGAAAAAUGUUGUGGAUAUAUUGAUGCAACAUCUCAAGACAUCAGUCAGGAAGUUAAAGUUUGGUCGUAAAUGGAUCUUCCAAAUGGACAAUGACCCCAAGAAUACUUCCAAAGUUGUGGCAAAAUGGCUUUAGGAGAACAAAGUCAAGGUAUUGGUCAUCACAAAGCCCCGAUCUCAAUCCCAUAGAAAACUUGUGGGCAGAACUGAAAAAGCUUGUGCGAGCAAUGUCUACAUCCUGACUCAGUUACACCAGCUCUGUCAGGAGGAAUGGGCCAAAAUUCACCCAACUUAUUGUGGGAAGCUUGUGGAAGGCUACCCAAAACGUUUGACCCAAGUCAAACAAUUUAAAGGCAAUGCUUCCAAAUACUAAUUGAGUGUAUGUAAACUUCUGACCCACUGGGAAUGUGAUGAAAGAAAUAAAAGCUGAAAUAAAUCAUUCUCUACGAUUAUUGACAUUUCACAUUCUUAAAAUAAAGUGGUGAUCCUAACUGAGCUAAGGCAGGGAUUUUUUUUACUAGGAUUGAAUGUCAGGAAUUGUGGAAAACUGAGUUUAAAUGUAUUUGGCAAUGGUGUAUGUAAACUUCUGACUUCAACUAUACAUAUUUUAUUAUUUGCUGAUGUUAACAUUGUGUGGUAAUUUGUUAAACACCAGGGAUGACUUGUUACAUAGGCCUCUGCACAUUUUCAUUUUUGUUUGUUACCAUUUGUCAAAUCAACUGAAUAGAAUGUAUUUAAAUAUCCAAUAUGUGAUUCUGGCAAAACAUAUUCAAAUUCAUGUAGAAUUCACAUGGACACAAUAAUUCCCAAUUAUAUUUAAGCUGUAAAAUCAACCAACACCAAAACAAUCCACCACUUAUUCUACACAUUCCUAUGUACUGUUUGUCAUUAGUUAUUGUGUACAGUCACUCACUCGUAUUAGAUUUCUUUAACUUUUACACCAAAGUAUUUAGCAGUUGUAUGUAUUUAUGGUUUGUUUGCUGAUGAAGCCAAACAACAGGGGGUCUGACACACUGGAAGCUGUGCCUCGUCUAUCAUGACCAGGGCAGCCAUGUUUUCUUAUACCAAUAAAGAUUUGCCAAUAAAAACACACUUAUUUCAAA
Molecule: messenger RNA, 5158 nt
Organism: Oncorhynchus keta (chum salmon)
Lineage: Eukaryota; Metazoa; Chordata; Actinopteri; Salmoniformes; Salmonidae
Product: podocalyxin-like
Exons: 8
Coding region: 447-1838 (463 amino acids)
Biological process (GO): regulation of microvillus assembly; cell migration; negative regulation of cell-cell adhesion
Cellular component (GO): microvillus membrane; apical plasma membrane
Source: RefSeq, a predicted model, not a curated record